ACUUACCUGGGGGGGGAGGGGGAAUUAGACCUUGAAUUUUUUUUUAAUUGUUAGGGCAAUUGAUGAUUACAUAGCCAACAAAAAGAGGGAAAAAAUCCAACAGGUAGUUUGAGCAAGCAGCAGCGGAGCGCGGCCUCCUCCCGGGCCUUCCCGAGCGCUGCGGCCGCUUCUCAGGAGGCGUCGUCAUUUCUGGAGCCGGGGCCGCCGCCGCCGCGCGCCCUUGUGAGGAGCGGUUGUCUGAUCAGAUCGAUCUAAGAUGGCGACUGUGGAACCGGAAACCACCACCACUCCUAACCCCCCACCUGCAGAAGAAGAAAAAACUGAAACCAAUCAGGAGGUUGCCAACCCUGAACACUACGUUAAACAUCCACUACAGAACAGAUGGGCACUCUGGUUUUUUAAAAAUGAUAAGAGCAAAACUUGGCAAGCAAACCUUCGUCUGAUCUCUAAGUUUGAUACUGUUGAGGACUUCUGGGCUUUAUACAACCAUAUCCAGCUGUCUAGUAAUUUAAUGCCUGGCUGUGACUACUCACUUUUUAAGGAUGGAAUUGAGCCUAUGUGGGAAGACGAAAAAAACAAACGAGGAGGACGAUGGCUAAUUACAUUAAAUAAACAGCAGAGACGAAGUGACCUUGAUCGCUUUUGGCUAGAGACACUGCUGUGCCUUAUUGGAGAGUCAUUUGAUGACUACAGUGAUGAUGUGUGUGGAGCUGUUGUUAAUGUUAGAGCUAAAGGCGAUAAGAUAGCAAUAUGGACUACUGAGUGUGAAAACAGAGAUGCUGUUACACAUAUAGGGAAGGUAUACAAGGAAAGGUUAGGACUUCCUCCAAAGAUAGUGAUUGGUUAUCAGUCCCAUGCAGACACAGCUACUAAGAGCGGCUCCACCACUAAAAAUAGGUUUGUUGUUUAAGAAGACACCUUCUGAGUAUUCUUUCAUAGGAGACUGCGUCAAGCAAUCGAGAUUUGGGAGCUGAACCAAAGCCUCUUCAAAAGCAGAGUGGACUGCAUUUAAAUUUGAUUUCCAUCUAAAUGUUGCUAAGAUAUAUGAGAAGUCUCAUUCGCCUUUGUCUUGUACUUCUGUGUUCAAAUUUUUUUCUAUUUUGACUAGCGUAACCAUUAUCCCAAUCAAAGAAUUACAGUACACAUCAUCCCCAGAAUCCAUAAAUGUGUUCCAGGCCCACUCUGUAAUAGCUUAGUAGAAGCAUUACUAUUACAAAAACAUUUAUCUAUCCACAAUAUUCAGAAAAGAACUCGCAUUUCUUCACAGAGAAUUACUUCUGUUGUAUAUUGCAUUGUAUGCAGUAACAUAUUUUACUGGUUUGGAAGAGUAUGAUGCAUACCAUUUUCUAGCAAUUUUCUUUGUUUCUUUUUUACAGCAUUAUUUUUUGCUGUAAUCUAUGCUGAUGGCUGCUAGAUUUAAUUUAUUUGUUUCCCUACUUGAUAACAUUAGUGAUUCUGAUUUCAUUUGGUUUUUUUUUUGUUUAGUUUUGUUUUGGUUUUUUUUUUUUUGUUUGUUUUAUUUUUUGCUCAUGUAACAUUGGUGAAGGAUCUGGGAAAUAUUACAUAAAGGUGGAAUAAACAUUAAUUUCGUGCAUUCUUUGGUAAUUUUUUUGGUUUUUUUGUAACAUUAGAGCUUUGCUACAAAUUUAUGCAUUUCAGUCAAAUCAGUGAUCUAUGUUUGUGUGAUUUCCUAAACAUAAUUGUGGAUUUUAAAAAAUGUAACAUCAUAAUUACAUUCCUUACUAGAUAUAGUAUGUCUGUUUUUGUAUCUUAUGCUGUAUUUUAACACUUUGUAUUACUUAGGUUAUAUUUUGCUUUGGUUAAAAAAUGGCUCAAAUAGAAAAGCGGUCCCAUUCAUAUUAAGACAGUGUACAAAACUGUAAAUAAAAUGUGUACAGUGAAUUGUCUUUUAGACAACUA
Messenger RNA from Gracilinanus agilis (Agile Gracile Mouse Opossum), 1920 nucleotides. RefSeq names its product eukaryotic translation initiation factor 4E (gene EIF4E). Bases 257 to 910 code for a protein of 217 amino acids. Gene Ontology annotation, molecular function: translation initiation factor activity; RNA 7-methylguanosine cap binding. Lineage: Eukaryota; Metazoa; Chordata; Mammalia; Didelphimorphia; Didelphidae. Gene Ontology annotation, biological process: translational initiation. The transcript has 8 exons. Gene Ontology annotation, cellular component: cytoplasm; eukaryotic translation initiation factor 4F complex. The record is from RefSeq and is a predicted model, not a curated record.